Sclerotinia trifoliorum is the source of this 2695-nucleotide messenger RNA. The record is from the annotation of a GenBank genome assembly. Lineage: Eukaryota; Fungi; Ascomycota; Leotiomycetes; Helotiales; Sclerotiniaceae.
UGUAUACUUCUGAAUGCUACAUCACAACCACACAAAGAAAUCAAAUAGAUAACAAGAAGAGAUCAAAACAAGUAUUCACUGGCUAUGGAGAGUCCUUUGAGAGAAGAAGGGGACAUCAAUGAUAUUCUUGAUGAUUUAGAGAAUGGUAAGGAAAUCUACGCGCGACUCUCACGACCACAACAAGCCAAGCCCUACCACAAAAUUAUGAUGGCGAAUGAAGAGAUACUGACAAUUGGUACAGCUUCACGCAUUCCUUCAAAGCAACGAUCUGUGAAGAUUUCAAGUCACCUUGAUAGGCUGUGCUCGAGAGCAUAUGGAGAGGGAUUAUCCAACGCGUCGUUGGAAAAGCUUAUUGAUAUCAUCACUCUUCCCAACGAGCUUGAUCAAGUGAGCAUUGGCAAUUUAAUCAAGUAUCUUUAUCCAGCCAGCAAGGUUUCAGAUCCAAUAGUCAUCAAAGUAGUAGGGUGCCUGGGUCAUGGAAAAGCCAAACCUUCCUAUGCAGCUCAGGCAGCGUUGUUGAAAUGGAUAGUCAUGGUCUAUGAUGUUCUGGAGAAUCAAAAGAUUUUGUCACAGCUUUAUGCUGUACUAUUCAACUUACUGGAUACCAUCGCCCUCAGGUAUUGUCUACACUUCACACGUGUCGGCGUCUCAUCUCACGUUCACGCAGGUCACAGUUGUGUCACGUGCUGUCCAUCAUCACCCGCCGAAAACACGUUCGGCCAUUUAGGAUACAAGCAUUGUAUGUUGGGGCAAGUUAAUUUAACCAGCUUGCUAACUUCUCUUAAGAAUGCAAUGGACACGGAAGGCGGGCCAUGAUCCGGCUCUAGUAGGGCUUAUGAGGGUAUACAAAGAUUACUAUCCGGAGGUAAUCGUAGGUGAUGUGACUUCCGGAAGGGCCUCAGUCUUCACGGUAAUCUUCCACUAAAUAUUUAGAUGAAAAUCAUGUAUUGAUAUCACCAGCACCCAAAUCGUGAAUGGCGAGAAAGGCUCGGCGAAAUACAAGAAGAUCAUCUCAAGAGGAUGGAAGAGGAGCUUGUCUCUGCCCAUCGGAGCUUCCGCGUGUCACGAAAGACUGUCAAAGACAGGAAGCAUGGAUCCUUACCAGGAGUAAAUACGAUGUAUGCUCAGGAUGUAAGUGCUUGUUCCUAAGCUUAUCAUCAUAUCUGACCAGUCGAAAGACUUCAAUUACACUAGAAGAGGUCGAGGAUGUGAACGAGUUUGUCCAGAAGCUUGAGAAGAUCGAGCUACCAAACCAAUUGGUGGCUGGUAUUCAUGACCCUUUGCUCCAAAAGUUGCUGUAUCUCAGGUCUUCUGAGGCUACGCUACGACGAAUAGAUUAUUGGCUUCUGGCCUUUUUCGAGGAUCAGCUUGAAAAUGAUCUGUCCUCUGAGAGGCUGAUACCAGAUAUGCUGGAAGUUAUUCUGCAGUAUACUAGGUUUACCAAGGUCGGUCAAUAUACAACAAUGUUUAUCGCUCUACUAACAAUUAUAGAUACUGCCUUCGGCAUGCCUUUCCUAUCUGAAAUCGUUGCUGCCUUGUUGGGACGGUUUUACAAACCGUGAUGUGAUCUUAGAGCUAUUGACUUAUAUUCAUAUUGGUUCUUUCGAUGGUAUACCUCCCGCCACAAUCAAAAAUUCAAGACUAACUUAGCAUUAGACCUUCACCAAACAAUAUUUUACUUAAUUGAAGAUGCAGUUGUAGAUGGCGCUCAUGAAUCACAGCUUGCUCUCCUCAAAUUUUAUAAAGCUGUGCUCAGCCAGUGGACUCUCAGCCUAAUCUCACAAGCUCCAAGCCCAUCAAACAACGGCACAAACAUAGUCGCACUCGUACAUCACGUCAAUGAGCUAGCUGUUGCAAUACUACAACAGUCUUCGAGCGUUGUCAUUCACGCAACUAUCCUUGAUUUCUACGAAGCGAAUGCAUUCUUAAUAUCUUAUCCAACUCUAACACCAACAGUUCGGAUAGCUAUUCCCCCACCUCAAGUCGUUUACACGCUAUACUUCAGCUCUAACUUAUCGGUAAUCGCCCGCAUUUGCAACAUCCUCGCCCUCUACAAGAAAGCUUUCGAAGUGGCUAUGGCUCCGCGCACAAACCCGGCUGCACCAGGCAAUCAAUCGUAUCCCAAAGAAUAUGUCAAUCGCUUCAAUGGUUUUUUGAUGGAUAUCUGCAAUUGUUUAUGGAGAUCACGAGCCUUCUAUACGACAGAUGUGAACGCACUAGGUUGUUUACUUCCAGAGCAGACAAUGGGGACAUUAAGUUCUUACAUUUCCAAGCUGGAGACAUCACUUUCACUAAGUUCUCUAUUCACUAUUUCGUGCUCACCAGCGACAUGUCGUCAUGCCAUCACAUACAUGAGGGAGUUAGAAGAUCGGGCUGAGAAUGAAAUCGGCGUCAGACACGCUGGGCCGGUAACACAAGUGUCAUUAAAGAAACUUGGAAAUGACGGCGGAUUGUCCAUAACAUGGCAGGACUAUCGAAUGGGUGUUUUAAGAUUUUUGGAAGGCAAAGGUCUUCCUGGGGCUGGAGAAUUAAUGUAUAACACUAUGAAGCAUCUCAUGGCUGCAAGAAAUGUUGUAUAGUCUAAAGAUUUGACCGACAUUAACAUAGUGCACUGUAUCACAACACGGCCCUCAUAGGCUGCCCGUAUCAAGACGUGUAAAAAAAAUGUUCCCAAACCAAAGUGUCUAUUCAAAUU